AUGCCUUUCAGUAAUGGGGCUCCCAAGACACCUCAGAAGCUGGGGUUGGUGUUGGGAGAUCCGCAUGGCAACAAGACCCUCCAGCAGGGUACCCCCUCUGGAUACCAGAUGGAGGUGCUGACGUUCCCUCAUGCCCACUUCGGUCCCAGGAGGCAAAAGAGAGACUGGGUUAUCCCUCCCAUCUCCAUCCCAGAGAAUGAAAGAGGCCCAUAUCCAAAAAUGGUGGCUCAGGUCAAAUCUAACAAGGACAAGGAAAUCCGGGUUUUCUAUAGCAUCACCGGCAAGGGCGCUGACGAACCUCCUCGUGGUGUGUUCAUCAUGGACAGAGAAACAGGAUGGCUAAAGGUGACAGUGCCCCUGGACAGGGAGCAGGAGUCCCGCUAUGUUCUUCUCCUUCAUGCUGUGUCUUCAAAUGGGAACGCUGUGGAGGACCCGAUGGAGACAGUGAUCACAGUGACAGACAAGAAUGACAACAGGCCCGAAUUCACCCAGGCGGUCUUUGAGGGGUCUGUGAUGGAAAGAGCCCAGCCAGGAACAUCUGUGAUGCAAAUCACAGCAACGGACGCGGAUGACCAUGAGAACACCUACAAUGCAGACAUUGCUUACACCAUCCUCAGCCAGGACCCCUCAGUACCUCACUCCAGCAUGUUCACCAUCAACUGGAACACGGGAGUCAUCUCUGUGCUCGCUUCUGGGCUGGACCCACAGAGCGCUCCUGCGUACACCCUGACAGUCCAGGCCGCCGACCUCCAAGGUGAAGGCUUACGGUCCACAGCAACAGCCGUGAUCACAGUCACCCAGAGCAACCCCAACCCUCCCGUCUUCAGCCCCGCUGGGUACGUGGGCCAGGUGUUUGAGAACAAGGUGAAUGCCGGGAUAGUGAGGCUGAAGGUGCAGGAUGCAGACCCCCCCGGCUCCCCCGCAUGGAAGGCAGUGUUCUCCAUCCUAAAUGACAGAGCAGGCCUCUUCACUGUCACCACAGACCCUGAGACCAAUGACGGCCUUUUGAAAACAGCCAAGGGUUUGGAUUUUGAACAGCGAUACACCCUCUACGUGACAGUGGUGAACGCGGUGCCCUUGGCGUCUCUCCCCACAUCCACGGCCACCAUCACCGUGGAUGUGCUGGACGUGAAUGAGGCCCCUGUCUUUGUACCCCCGAUGAAGAUGGUGGAAGUGCCCAAGGAUGUUGGUGUGGGCCAGGAAAUCACAUCAUACAGGGCCCAGGACCCAGACAGCCUCCAGUGUCAGAAAAUCAGGUACCAGAUAUGGCAUGAUCCAAGCCAUCGGCUGGACAUCAACUCAGAAACAGGAGUCAUUUCCACUCGAGCCAGUCUGCACGGGGACGACAUGAAGGACCACACAUUUUCAGCUGUUGUCAUAGCUACGGACGAUGGGCAACCUCCUGCCACGGGCAACGGGACCCUUCUCCUCACUUUCUCUGAACCAGACUGCCCAGCAGUGCCAAAAGAAACCUUCGCAUUAGAGAAGUUUCCAGAGUAUACAGUGUCCCAGUGA
Molecule: messenger RNA, 1515 nt
Organism: Leptonychotes weddellii (Weddell seal)
Lineage: Eukaryota; Metazoa; Chordata; Mammalia; Carnivora; Phocidae
Source: RefSeq, a predicted model, not a curated record